Microcebus murinus (gray mouse lemur) is the source of this 1757-nucleotide messenger RNA. It is a transcript of the gene COTL1, whose product is annotated as coactosin like F-actin binding protein 1. NCBI's taxonomy places the organism in Eukaryota, Metazoa, Chordata, Mammalia, Primates, Cheirogaleidae. The record is from RefSeq and is a predicted model, not a curated record. Gene Ontology annotation, cellular component: actin filament; site of polarized growth; cortical actin cytoskeleton. Gene Ontology annotation, molecular function: actin filament binding. Gene Ontology annotation, biological process: regulation of actin filament polymerization.
GGUCCGCAGUCCGGAAGCGCAGCCGCGCUCCGGAGCUCGCGGGCGCCGCGUCCCGCCGCCGCCCUGCAGCCGCCGCCGCGCGUCUCCCCGGCGCGUCCGCGCGCUCCGGCCCAGCCCGCCCGGGGCGCCCGGCCGCCGCGGGCAGAGUCCCCGCCGCCGCCCCGCGGCGAUGGCCACCAAGAUCGACAAGGAGGCGUGCCGCGCGGCGUACAACCUGGUGCGCGACGACACCUCGGCCGUCAUCUGGGUGACUUUUAAGUACGACGGCGCCACCAUCGUCCCCGGCGAGCAGGGAGCCGAGUACCAGCACUUCAUCCAAGAGUGCACAGAUGACGUCCGGCUGUUCGCCUUCGUGCGCUUCACCACCGGGGACGCCAUGAGCAAGCGGUCCAAGUUCGCCCUCAUCACGUGGAUCGGCGAGAACGUCAGCGGGCUGCAGCGCGCCAAGACGGGGACGGACAAGACCCUGGUGAAGGAGGUCGUGCAGAAUUUCGCUAAAGAGUUUGUGAUCAGCGACCGCAAGGAGCUGGAGGAGGAUUUCAUCAAGAGCGAGCUGAAGAAGGCGGGCGGAGCCAACUACGACGCCCAGACGGAGUAGCCCCGCUCCUCGCCAGAGCCGCCCGCCUGCCCCCCGGGGAGAGGACCGCCGGCCUCAGCCACCAGCCCACCAGCCCACCCGGCAGAGGAGAAGCCAGGAGAGGCAGCGCCCGCCACCCUGUGCCCGCGCCCCAGACCCCUUCCCGCUUCCCCUCGAGCCCCGCUGCGUCCCACCUCAUGAAGCUCAUGGAAUGUCUUUCUUUGCUCUUUUUCUUUCUUCCCCUCCCUCUUUUUUGUUCUAAAGAAAAAUCAUUUUGAUGCCAAGGUCCUGCAUGUCAUCAGAUCGGAGGUGCCUGCGGCGGUGACCCCCUUUUCCUGGCAUUUCUCUUACACGCCACGAGGCCUGCCCCGUGGGCUUCACCGCGACCUCGUGUGGCUUCCGCAGCCGGGGCGCCACCUGGGGUUCCUGUGGCUCAGCCUCCCGGGCACCACUGGGGCGCUGCGCCUGCGACCCGCAGCCUUCAUAAGCACACGCAUCUAUCCCACGGGGCCGCCGCAGACCUCCAGGGUCACCCGCCCCCACUCAGCGUGGCCUACGCUACCUGUUCCACAGCAGCGGCAGAAUUGCUGGGUGGUGACAAGUGCAGGUCUGGCCCAGACCGAAUAAAAUAAAAUUUGCCUUAAAACUUGCCUGGCAGGGGCUUUGCUGCAUGGUCUGAAACCCUCCGCCCCCGGUCCCACCCUUGUGACUGAGAUUUCCUUGUGGCUUGGAAAAGAGGCAAAGUCUGAGUCCAGAGUGGACAGGAGGAGUGUUUCAGGGAUAACCUCAGGGGCUCCCAAAGUGACAAGAUGCUAGGGAGAGAGGCCCAGGGUGGGAGCAGGGGUUUAGGUAGAACUGAGAACCCUUACCUUCAGCGAGGUCCCUGCGAGCAGCGGGGACGGGCGGCCCGAGGGCUGCCCCGGCCGCCCGGAGUCUGCGGUUUCCAUCCUAGGCCUGCACCACACAUGCAAAAGGAUUUGUUCUGUCUCUAAAGAAAGAUGAGGUUGGCUUGGUUCUUCAUGAGCGCAUUUUAUAUAGUUCUUUUUCUUUCUCUUUUUUUUUUUUUCCUUGCUCGUUUCAUUUCGGGGAAGAAAUCUGUACUGUAUUGGGGUUGUGAGGAACAUCUCUGCACUCAAAACAGUUUACAGAAAUAAAUGUGUUUUUUUUUGUUUUUCAAAAA